This is a messenger RNA of Electrophorus electricus (electric eel), 2020 nucleotides long. It is a transcript of the gene cbln2b, whose product is annotated as cerebellin 2b precursor. NCBI's taxonomy places the organism in Eukaryota, Metazoa, Chordata, Actinopteri, Gymnotiformes, Gymnotidae. Gene Ontology annotation, molecular function: protein binding. Gene Ontology annotation, biological process: maintenance of synapse structure. Gene Ontology annotation, cellular component: synapse. The record is from RefSeq and is a predicted model, not a curated record.
CAUCAGCUGCUGCACUGCUCUGUGCUGGGAGUUUGGGUCGUGCAGUAAAACUGUGUUGGGCGUUCCUAGUCCAUGCUGGUUAUUUGUGAACUAAUCACGCUUUUUACAGCACUUACUGAUAUCUUGGACUUUCUCCUUUUCGUAUAAGCAAUUUCGAGCGCAUUCCGGUACGUGCUCCUGCCUCAGAGCUGGGCUAGUGCUGUCCUGCAGAAGCCCGGCUGCGCGAGAUGCGCCUAUGGAGGGAUGAAGACGCGCCUACUCCGUCUGACCGCGCGCGCUCCCCUCACUUCGCACCCAGGCUGCGCGCGCGUACACGGAUGGCUCUAACAGGUAAAACCCCGAGAUGCACGCAAGCGAUAAGACGACACUAUCCUUCCGGAACCUUGAAUUUUGUAAUACACAAAGCAAGUACUUUGAAGAUCGUCUUGAUAUCAUCUCAUACGAAUUGGAGGAGGGAAACCGCAUCAGAUAGAGAGAGGGGGGAGAGGGAGAGAGCGAGAGGGAGAGAGAGAGAGAGAGAGAGAGAGAGAGAGAGAGAGGCAGACUGGAGUUAGGGUAGACUGGAGCAGGUAAUAGAGCCGUAACAAACCUCCAAGGGGCAGAUCUUAGACAUCAGUGCGCGCAGGACUCCAGUCCCGAUCAUGGCGCCAGCAGCCUGCCCCGGACACUGCGCGAUGCUGGCUCUCGCUCUCCUCCUGGGAUGUGGCGCGGGGUUGUGCCUGGGCCAGAACGACACGGAACCCAUCGUCCUGGAGGGGAAGUGUCUGGUGGUGUGUGACUCUAACCCCUCUUCUGAUGGAGGGGUCACCUCCUCGCUUGGGAUAUCCGUGCGCUCCGGCAGUGCCAAAGUGGCUUUUUCGGCGGUCAGGGGAACAAACCACGAGCCGUCGGAGAUGAGCAACACCUCAAUGACCAUCUACUUUGACCAGGUAUUAGUGAACAUUGGCAAUCAUUUCGACUUAAAAGCAAGCGUGUUUACGGCACCGCGAAGAGGAAUUUACAGUUUCAGUUUUCAUGUGGUGAAGGUCUACAACAGACAGACCAUACAGGUCAACCUGAUGCAGAACGAAUACCCAGUCAUCUCCGCGUUCGCUGGGGAUCAGGAUGUCACGAGGGAGGCGGCGAGCAACGGCGUUCUACUGAUGGUGGAGCGCGAGGACCGGGUCUAUCUCAAGCUCGAGAGAGGGAAUCUCAUGGGCGGAUGGAAAUAUUCCACGUUUUCUGGAUUUUUAGUUUUCCCUCUAUAACCGCCUUGCAAAUAGUUACUGCAUUUUACUUUUUUUAAAAGACCGCAGAAGAUAAAUAUCAGUUCGAUGAACAAAACUCUUUGCGAUGCGCCCGUAGCGCAGACAUGCGAUAUGGCCAAAUAAGGACGAAUCCGUGGAGAUCCCGCGCCAUCCUCCAUUCAUCUCAGUGUGUUUUUACGGAGGAACCUGUCCAUCGACUUGUGUGUAGUGCACAUGUUGAUUGUUGGAUUCUAUCGUCGGGCAAACGAUUACGUUUGCUAAUUGACAAUUACCUGGACAACUAUAUAAAUGGAAGAUAUUUAAGGUGAUGAUCCUAAAUCCCGAACUAAGUAUAUUUAUGCUCUACGUUGUGUUCGUAUAGCCUUAACGAUUUGGCUCCCGUCACGUGAAGUGGUAAGGAGCCACGAGCGGGGACGUUCCAGUGUCAGGAAACUGCUUUACGGCCUAAAGCAUUUUUGCACGAAUGGGAGAUCUUGUUUUGUGGUGUUCAUGGUGUUUCGUAUGGAUGCUGAACAUGUGGAAAAUGUGCCAAAUAUAGGCCGCCAACUAUACAGUGAUUAUUAAAAAAAUAUAUCAGCCAGUGGAGGCAUCUUAAAACUUUUGCAGAACGUUCAUCUAAUUUAUAAAAUACAUAUUCACAUGUGUUCUACAUUCCGGAUCUACGUACCUUUGACUGGUUUAGUGUUCAGUGACAUUGCUCACAAAUGUACAUUGUGGAAAAAAAGAAAAAAAAUCCCGAUAUGAUGUCCCGCCUAAUAAAAUAUUGUAUUGUA